Suillus subaureus is the source of this 1603-nucleotide messenger RNA. Its product is annotated as G protein alpha-subunit. Lineage: Eukaryota; Fungi; Basidiomycota; Agaricomycetes; Boletales; Suillaceae. The record is from RefSeq and is a predicted model, not a curated record. Gene Ontology annotation, molecular function: G-protein beta/gamma-subunit complex binding; GTPase activity; G protein-coupled receptor binding. The coding region runs from base 154 to 1218 and encodes 354 amino acids. The transcript has 7 exons. Gene Ontology annotation, cellular component: heterotrimeric G-protein complex. Gene Ontology annotation, biological process: G protein-coupled receptor signaling pathway.
CUUCUUUUUGCCUGCUAACUUCCCACAUCCGCUAAUUAUUGUUGGAUCACCCGCUCUUUCGAAACUUUUGAUCUCUACCUUUCAUCUUCUUGUCUGCAUUCUUCCUUUCUUUCUUUCUGUUCACGCACGACAUUCUCUCUCUCUUUCUAAAUCAUGGGUUGUGUUCAAUCUACUGGCGUCGACAGCGAGGCCAAGGCUCGCAACGAUGAGAUUGAAAACCAACUCAGACGAGAUCGAAUGAUGGCAAAGAAUGAGAUUAAAAUGUUGCUGCUGGGAGCAGGAGAGUCAGGAAAGUCUACCGUCCUCAAGCAGAUGAAACUCAUCCAUCAUGGUGGCUAUAACGACUCUGAACGAGAUUCCUACAAGGAAAUAAUUUACUCCAACACCAUUCAGUCCAUGCGCGCCAUCCUCGAGGCUAUGCCUCAACUCGAUAUAUCUUUAUCACCACAGAAUGAUGCUCGUCGUGCCGUAAUUCUCGCUCUUCCUGGCCAGAUUGAGGGCGAUGUGCUCCCAAGAGAUGUCGCUGACGCCAUUCGAGGACUUUGGCGAGACUCAGGUGUCAAGGAGGCCGUUCGUCGCUCACGAGAGUUCCAGUUGAAUGAUUCUGCUGUCUACUACUUCAACGCAAUCGACCGCAUGUGCGGACCAGGGUACAUGCCGACGGAUCAAGAUAUCUUGCGGAGUAGAGUGAAGACGACUGGCAUCACUGAAACCACAUUCAAGGUCGGCGAACUUACGUACAAACUCUUUGAUGUCGGAGGUCAGCGGAGUGAACGUAAGAAGUGGAUUCACUGCUUCGAGAACGUCACAGCGUUGGUAUUUCUGGUAUCCUUGAGCGAGUACGAUCAGAUGUUGUAUGAAGAUGAGAGUGUUAAUCGCAUGCAAGAGGCUCUGACUCUCUUCGACUCAAUAUGCAAUUCACGGUGGUUUGUUAAGACAUCAAUUAUUUUGUUCUUGAACAAAAUCGAUCUGUUCGCUGAGAAACUCCCACAUUCACCGCUUGGUGACUACUUCCCAGACUACACGGGCGGCAACAACUAUGAUGCCGCUUGCGAUUAUUUGCUUCACCGCUUCGUUGCACUCAAUCAGAAUGCCGCGACCAAGCAAAUAUACGCCCAUUAUACUUGCGCAACGGAUACUCAACAAAUCAGAUUCGUGUUGAGUGCUAUUCAAGAUAUUCUGCUACAGAUUCAUCUUCGCGAGUGUGGCCUGCUGUGAUGGCAUCAUAGCGCCACUCUUCUCUCUUUGGUCUUUGUUUUACCCCAUGCAUCAUCUGCCUCUCGCGCAUGCAGUUCGCUCUACCAGCUUUCAUCGCAUCAGACAUUUACACCUCUACAUCUUGGUCAUCCAUCUCUCUUAUUUUGAGUUACGUCUAUCAUCGUUCUGUGCGCGCUUCUGAACAUACACGUACCAUGAUGGGUUCGUGGGAGUGUCUUAUAUCGCUGUGUCAAUUCCCUUUCCUCUCUCAUUUCCUUCUACCAAAACACGGAUCGACCAAAACCUAGUAUACCCUUCUUAUACGAUUCCUAUGUAAUUGGAGCUCUUAUCUUGACCGCUCAUUAAUUCUUUGUGAUUUGAAUUUAUCAAAAUUUCAGGCAACACA